CAAACCUAUUUCAAAAUUAAAAGUGGCUAAAGAAGAAAAUAAUAAAAUGGAAUAUAGAUUUGAUCAGAUGGACCAAGCUACGAGAUCGUAUAACCUAAGAAUAUUCAGCCUCGAAGAAAAACCAAAUGUUACUAAACAUAUCGAAUAAGGACAUCUCUAUAUGCUACAGGAUUGGCAAGAAAGAAGAAAGGAAAACAAGAGGAAUCUUUCUGAAACUCAACGACGAGAAUAAAGAAGCAAUUUAUGGAAAGAAAAAGUUUCUCAAAGGAACAGGGAUAGUCAUAAGGGUGAACCUAACUAGAUCUAGGAUGAAACUAUUAAAUACAGCAAUCGAAAAAUUCGGACUCAAAAGUGUAUGGACCCAUAAUGGAAAAAAUCUACAUCAAUAAAGACAAUAGGGUGUUUAACAUUAAAAAUAACGAUGACUUUACACAAUUCUCACAACAAGGAGAAGCUCAAUAAUUAUAUCACAGAUAGCAGCAGUACUUUGCUAAUAAAUGAAUAUUUCUUCUCUUAGAAGAAAUUAUAUGAUCAGGUAUACCGGAAGAAAGAAACUGUCUCGAAUGUACUUCUUCAUCCUCCAUCUCAGCAUAGCGGACCUGAUAACAGCCUUCUUGAGUGUUCUCACCCAGCUAGGUUGGGACAUCACAUACAGAUUCAAGGGAGGAAAUUUUUUGUGCAAGUCAGUAAAAUACGGACAAACUCUAGGGCCUUAUUUGAGCUCGUACAUAUUGGUAGCCACGGCUCUAGACAGGCAUCAAGCCAUCUGCUAUCCUUUGACGUAUUGCUCGUGGACAUCCAGAAGAUCAAAAGUGAUGGUUUAUAUCGCUUGGACGGUCAGCCUGAUAUUUUGUAUACCACAGGUUACAAUAUUUGCUUAUGAAGAGAUUGAACCCGGAAUCUUCGACUGCUGGGCAACAUUCGAGGAAAACUGGGGAAAAAGUACUUACGUCAUAUGGUACAGCAUCUCAAUAUUCAUCAUACCACUGAUCGUCCUAGUCUACACAUACUCAUGCAUCUGUCGGGAAAUCUGGCAAAGUUCAGAAUCGAGUUUGAGGCCACGUAGCUCCCAGAAAGCAACCAGUAAAAAAAUGCCAUUCAUAUCCAGAGCAAAGAUAAAUACUGUCAAGCAAACCGUAGCAGUAAUCGUAAUAUAUAUAAUCUGCUCAGCUCCAUUCAUAAUGGCUCAACUCUGGUCCGUUAUAGACCCCGAAAAUCCUUUUCUAAAUGGUUCGGUCAUCACGAUCAUCAUGCUGCUAUACAGCCUCAAUAGUUGUGUCAACCCUUGGAUAUAUCUGACCUUCAACAGGGAGCUACCAAGGCUGCUGCUACGACAUUAUACAGCAUCUACCAAGAAUUACAGACCAGCUGCAGGGGGUGCAAUAUUACUGAGAACCCAAAGUCCGAGCAACUCGUCUAAUGAAGUACAAACGACAUCCCUUCGUCCGUUUUCGCGAUGGUCCCGCUGCCCCAAUGGCCGGUCUGCAUCCAAAACUGCCGCCCGUCCGACUUCCAGGCCUGGCGUAGCCCAACGUAACGCCCAGGGAUGGAUCGUGACGACGGCCACCUGAAACUCGGAGAAAGGCGACCUCAUUCGCCAACCGCCGAAAGUUAACUCAAACGAACAAUCAAUGCGUCGAUGGUGCCAAAUCGACGACGACAUCUCUGGGUCAUCGCUUGUCGAGUUGAGCGAACUCGCCACCGAUUAUACCGACGUAGAAAUUUCCGAAUCUGUGAUUUGAAUAGUUUUAAUUGGUUGUUAAGUUAAGGAUGGGAUAUUAUGUUUUGAAUUAAAUGUUUGGUAUACGGCUCUGGCUACCCUGUA
Molecule: messenger RNA, 1825 nt
Organism: Leptinotarsa decemlineata (Colorado potato beetle)
Lineage: Eukaryota; Metazoa; Arthropoda; Insecta; Coleoptera; Chrysomelidae
Gene: ITR
Product: inotocin receptor
Biological process (GO): cellular response to hormone stimulus; G protein-coupled receptor signaling pathway
Cellular component (GO): plasma membrane
Molecular function (GO): peptide binding; vasopressin receptor activity
Source: RefSeq, a predicted model, not a curated record